AUGUGGCUAAAUCAUCGACCACUUCGAACAUUAGAUCUCUAUGCAACAGGAAAAACGUUGUUACUCUACCGGACAUUUCUUGAUCAUCCAACAUAUGAUAGUUACUGGCGUAGCAUCGAUUUCGUUCCGGACGACUUUGCACGUAUCACAAUUCCGUCACUUGCUUUCACCGGUUGGUUCGAUGGUACUAUGUAUGGAACAAUCUGGCAUUUUCAAGAAGCACGUUCUUAUGCACCCCGGAGUGAUGCUCAAUUUCUUAUCAUCGGUCCUUACACACAUGGAAAUGCGCCUGAUGGUGGCUAUGAUUAUCGAACAGGAGAGCCGAUGACAAUGGUUGGAGAUCUUCCUGUUGCCGAAAAUGCACUAUUACCAGGUUUGAAUAUGACACAUGAAUUCUUUGAAUGGUGUUUGAAAGAUGGUCGACGACUUGAAUGGAAACCAACUAGAAUCUAUAUAACUGGAAGUAAUCAAUGGAUGACUCGCAGUAUUUUUCCACCACCAGAAGCUCACGAGCAAUCAUUGUUCUUGACAAGUGAAGGGCAUGCUAAUAGCCUAAAAGGGGAUGGUCGACUACAAUGGGACGCACCAAAUAUUGCUGCAACAGAUUCCUAUCUUUACGAUCCAACCAAACCAGUAAUAAGUAACAUAAAUAAUAAAUCUAUUAUUCUUCCCAUUGAUAUAAAUUCCUAUCUUGAUCGUAAUGAUAUUCUUGUGUAUACUACUGAGCCAUUAAAUAAGUCAAUUACAGUGGUUGGUGAUAUUGUUGUUGAAUUGGUAAUCUCGAGCACAGCACGUGAUACCGAUUUUGUAAUCGAACUAAUGGAUGUGAUGACUGAUGGACGCUCGAUUAAACUCGGUUCUAAAGCUGCAGGUCAACUUCGUACACGCUAUCGAAAUGGUUUUAAUCAAGAAAUAUUUAUGUCGCCCAAUCGGACUUAUCUCGUUCGUAUUGAUUUACACGCUAUCGGACAUACAUUUCUUCCACAACAUCGUAUUCGAUUAGCAAUUAUGAGUAGCUUUUUUCCUUGGAUCAGUGUAAAUCCAAACACUGGUGCAUCGAUCGCUUUUGACGUACAAUCACCUAUCAUAGCUAAUCAAACUAUUUAUCAUGCACCUCACCAAAAAUCUCGAAUUCGUAUGAUGUUGAUUGACGAUCCAAGAUUUGAUGAAUGA
Messenger RNA from Rotaria sp. Silwood1, 1173 nucleotides. The record is from the annotation of a GenBank genome assembly. Lineage: Eukaryota; Metazoa; Rotifera; Eurotatoria; Philodinida; Philodinidae.